GUCUAAUACGGGAGCUUGAUUUGUGUGUACGACUGAGCGUUGUCUCAUGUUUUAUCGAUUUAGUCAGUUUUCUGGUCGUCUGAGUCAGGCAAAUGCUGAAACGGCUUAUUACCCUCAGGGAUUUGGUAAAGUUCCUGAAGUGAAGCCUUCGUCGUUGCCGUCGAGCACUAAGGUUGUGCCGAGUGGUGGUGGAUCGAGUGGAGGAUUUGGCAUCGUGAACAGAGUCAACAGAGUGCCCUUGUUUCAGAACUUGUUUCAGCGAGGUGAUGCUGCCAUGCCCGUCCAUCUGCGUGGCGGACGUCGAGAUGUCGUGAUCUACCAAUCACUGAUGGUGCUGUCUGUGGUAGGAACGGUAUUCACCUUUCAACAACUCUUCAUGGCUGCACUGGGCAAAAUGAAAAAGCUCUAGGAAAACAUAAGAAAGACAGUUGACUAUCACGUUGUGGUCUUUAUGCGAUAGUUGAUUUCAAAUAUUGUAAUCUUUAUGUAUGUGUAUUAUCAAGCAGUUUCCAUCCCAUCUCU
Messenger RNA from Corticium candelabrum, 522 nucleotides. RefSeq names its product cytochrome c oxidase subunit 7A-related protein, mitochondrial-like. The record is from RefSeq and is a predicted model, not a curated record. Gene Ontology annotation, biological process: mitochondrial respirasome assembly; regulation of oxidative phosphorylation; mitochondrial electron transport, cytochrome c to oxygen. The transcript has 3 exons. The coding region runs from base 47 to 409 and encodes 120 amino acids. Lineage: Eukaryota; Metazoa; Porifera; Homoscleromorpha; Homosclerophorida; Plakinidae.